This is a messenger RNA of Hermetia illucens (black soldier fly), 3920 nucleotides long. Its product is annotated as erythroid differentiation-related factor 1. Gene Ontology annotation, biological process: positive regulation of DNA-templated transcription. NCBI's taxonomy places the organism in Eukaryota, Metazoa, Arthropoda, Insecta, Diptera, Stratiomyidae. The coding region runs from base 143 to 3685 and encodes 1180 amino acids. The record is from RefSeq and is a predicted model, not a curated record. The transcript has 9 exons.
CGUUUGCUCCAUUUGAAGUGUUUACGUCUAGUGCUUCGGAAAAGCGUGAAUGGAAAUUUCUUGAAGAGUUGCCGGAACCUUUGCAUGAAUUUUCUGGAAUUCAAAUCGUUAAAUCUUAUGGUAUUCAAAAGAUCCAGUGAAAAUGGAUGACACAAAUGUGGAUGAGAUCGAACUAUGUCAAAGCGUUGAGCCCCAUAACGAUGGUGAAUUGAUUAAGUCGAAGGCAGUUGUGAAGUUCUCAGCCGUGCAGGUUCCAGCGCAGUUCACACGGCUGCAAUGUAACACGGACCUGAACAUGCCGCCGUCCAAUUGGUUAAGUGGUUCGGCUAGUUCUUAUGGACUGCAGCAGUUCAUAUAUCAUUCGACUGGAUUCGCUAGUUUUCGGAUGGCGCACAAAUUUCCAGAUUGUUUAGGCGAGGUCGAUGUUGUCUCUGAUGCCGAAAAUAUUAAAAAUCUUUUGAAAUUGCCAUAUUCCCCGAAAAACGCCAUCAGCAUGAUGGUCCAUAGAAUUGGCAAUACGCUGUUAAUAGACGAAUUUGAUCUGCAAAAGUAUCUUCUGCGGCAAGCAGACGACGAUUGGAAAUGGUUGCGAACAUUUAUUGUGGAGCAUAUAUUGACCAGCUUGAAUGAAAAAGAUCGAAAUUUUUUCUGCAUCAAAGACAAAAGUCGAGGUGCUAUUCAAAGGAAAAACUUGCUAUCGAAAUUCCUUUACCACAGUCUUCAGCAUGUGGACACGGAUAUUUCAAAUUCAGAACCGGCCAACACAACAGGAGAACGGCCAUUGCCUUUAACAGGUCCUAUUUUACCAGAACCAGACAUAGAAGAAAACGUGCCAGAUCCGAAUUCGAAUCAUGUUUUCAACAGGAACGUGGUAUGGACUUUUGAAGACAUUCGAAUGCUAAUUGGAACUGAUAUGCCAAUUUUUGGUGGUGGCACUCGACCUUGCAUUAGUUUACGGCUACGAGAUAUGGCAAAACCCAUUAGCGUGUUAACAGGCAUUGAUUAUUGGCUAGAUAAUUUAAUGUGUAAUGUUCCAGAAGUAGUGAUGUGUUAUCAUUUGGACGGAAUUGUGCAAAAAUAUGAGAUUAUUAAAACUGAAGACUUGCCCUAUUUAGAAGAUUCGCAAUUUUCUCCUCAAGUUGUUCGUAAUGUGGCUCAAAAUAUACUCGCAUUCUUGAAAUCAAAUGCCACAAAAGCUGGACAUACGUACUGGCUUUUUAAGGGCCGGAACGACGAUGUUGUGAAAUUAUACGAUUUAACAACUCUCUGCCAAAACGAAGAAUGCGAUGAGAAGUCGGAGAAUCCUUUUACUGUUCCAGUUGCAAUGUUAUUAUAUACCGUGGCGCGCAACAUGCGGAAUGCUUCAGCAAAAAUAGGCCAGAAGAAGGCGGGUUCAAUAAAAGUGCUCUUAGAAAAUUGUAUUCAACUUCUACCGAAAGAGAAAUAUCCACAGAUUGUUACAUCUUCGCACUAUAUCUUGUCUGAUUUACACAUUCCGGCUUAUAUUGAUCCGAAAGCUCCUGACUUCGAUUGCAGUGAUGAUGACGAUUCACAAUCGGUUUACGACGAAGAUUAUUGCCCUUCAGAAUAUGACGAACCUGACGAAACCAAUUCAGAUGUUCUAAUGAGAGAUACAAAUGUUGUUAUGAAAAAUAUUUGUGAAACGUUAAAGGAUUUCAAUUUAGAAGACAAUCGAAGAAACACUAAGUUACCAUUACCUCUAGUAGCAACCAUCGAAGAAAGAUGUCGAAUAGCUUUGCAUCAUGUCCAUAGCGGAUUAGAUUGCCUGCAAUAUUUCGCUUUGAACGAAGAAGAAAUGACUAAGAAAAAGGAAGAGCGCGCCAAAGAGGAAGAGAAACAAAGAAUUAUACAUGAAGAGCAAAAUCCAAAUAUGGCGAAACCAUUCCAACCUAUCCCAUUGCCAUAUGAAUCGCUAAAACCUGAACCGAAAAUGGCGAAUCCUGAAGUACCAAUACCACUCGAUUGGGAUGAAGAAAGAUCAACAAAUAAACGUAAAAAGAAAUCCAAACAGAAGGGAAGGUCAAAGAAUUCGGUUAAGGAGACGCCUGUAGCGCAGAAGUCCCUAGUCCAGGAAAAUACCAAAAUCGGAAAUUCUUGGAACGUUCACCUGAAGUUGUUGUUAAUUGAAAAGGCUUGUUUAACGUAUGCUACGCUAGCGGAAUAUUACUACAAUCUGGAACACUUCGGAACAAGUUUACGAUACAUUUACAUGGCGUUAAGGUGCCAGAAAGUUGUUACAACUUACGUUCCUCCUGCUUCAUCGCAGAGAAACUGCCUUUUGGGCCGGGCUGGCGAUGCCUUUUUCCAAUUAUCAAAAAAUUGGGAACAAAUUUCUGAUUACAUAGAAGAGUUCAAUGCACACGACGAGUUGGACGAUUCUAUUCUUUUGGAACUAGAGAAAGAUUUACAAGAAAAUGACAACGAAUAUAUCGUUCCCAUGGAAAAUAUUGAAGGACUUUCGCUGCAAAGUAUUAAAUUUUAUGAACUUGCGCUCGAAUGUACUCCCGACAAUGGUAGAACGGAAAUACUAAGACGUUUGGGUAGUGUUAGGAACGAAUUAGGACUGAAAUAUAUGAAUUGGGGAAAAAAUGAAUACGAGAAAUUUUUAGAGUCACUGGAUGGGAAAGAAGAGUCUCAAGAGCGAACAGAUAGGUUGUAUGAAGUUCUUACUUUCAAAUCAUAUGACUGCUUCAUCCGAGCAAUAGCAGCUUUCGAAGAAGUGAACGAUGAUUUGAAUGUAACAUACGUUUAUUGCAACUUAGGGCGGUUCAUGCGAUACCGCGCUCACAUACAUAUUCAUGGAGAAAGGCCAGAUGAUUUACGUAAUCAGAAAAAGUUCUACAACGAGGCGUUUUCCUGUUAUAGUAGUGCCCUGGCCGCUUUAGGUUCUCGUAAAAACCAUCCAGACACUUGGGAUGCAGUUGAAUGGGAAUUUGCAACAGCGACAUUUUCAUUAGCGCAACUUAUGCAAGAUUAUGGUGACUUAAGUAGUUUCACUGCAGAAGAAUUGGAAAAGGAAACUGUUAGUUUAUUGCAAGAAUCACUAAAGUUCUGCAAAGGUGAACAUUGUGCCUCUCAAGAAUUACUAUAUAAAUAUCGUUCCGGUCUUAUUCAUCAUCGAUUGGCUUCUUUUCACCAUUGUGUCUACCGACGAACCUCUGAAGAGGGAGAGAGGAGGCGGUCACUACAAUUAGCAUUUUUACAUUAUGGCAAAGCAGUUGAAAUAUUAGAAAGCUUAGGCGAAGUUGCAGACUAUCUGAAAUCGCAAAUAAAGCAAAUCAGCCUAACAGAACAACUCGCCGAAAGUCAGACUGGCGUGCAGAAAAUACGGACGCUUCACAAGGCCCUUAACCUGAUUCUUAACUCCCGGCAAAUGAUCCUUGCCGCUACCGAUCAAGACAUCGAUUUGCCUAAAAUUAUACUCGAAGUGAGAUUGUUUGAGGAACGAUUACAACAUAUUCUCCGAAACUUGACCAAAAUUUGUUCACCAGAUUGCAAAGACUCGUCUAAGUUAGCUGCAUCGUACACUCUCUACAAGGCCUUAUAUGCCACAACGCUAAAGAAGAAACCAACCGAUGAUCGCCAAUUCCUUUCGUACUUUGCCCAACUGUUAACGCAGCUAAUUAACGUAGGAGGGGAAAAAGUAAAAAAUUGUCUUAUUUAAUAAGUUAUUGAUUGGAGUCUCUGAUUUUGUUUUACGUUCGAUAUGGACGAUUUCUGCUUUGUCUUUACUUAUCGAAAACAAAGGCUGUGAGUACAAAAUAAUUUCGGAAUAUUCAAUUUGUAUUAGAAAUUCGGAUUUUUGUUUAUCAAUAAAGCUUUACUUCGAAAUUGAGUCUGUUACAAUUUAGCUGUUUUCAUGAGAACUGCAAAAAUCAAUAAAAUAACUAUUGAAUCAA